GACGUGGGAGUCGACUCUUGGACCGAAUCCCAUCGACAUUGCCGACUAUUCUCUCACUUGGAAGCAUUGAAAAAGCGUCGCCACUUCUCACUCCCGCAAGAAAAGGAAGGAAGGGCCAGCCAUAGAUCAUCCAGAUUCCGCUUACUUGGAUUGAAGAACACAGAGAUCUGAAAUCGGCGUUCCAGGAGCUCUAAUUUGAGCCCCUAUCUCCACUCUUAGUCCUGUAGAUAGCCAGGAUCUUGUACCGAUAUCGCAUCGGUCUGAAUCGUUGUGGCGAUGGACGUGGUGGAGAAGCUGAGGCGAGGAGUCUCGCGGCAGCUGUCGCUGGGGUCUCUGACUCUGAGCAGGUUCAGCUUUCGUCGGCAGGCCUCUAUGGACCCGCGGCUUGGAAGCUCACGACGGUUCGCCGUUGGGCGUCAAUCGUCACUCGACCCCAACCGGAGGAGCCCGGAAAAGGCGGAGUUGGGUAUGCCGGAGAAUCUGGAUGCCACUAUGCAGCUUCUAUUCAUGGCGUGCCAGGGUGACGUGCAGGGAGUCGAGAACCUCCUUAAGGACGGGGUGGAUGUAAACAACAUCGACCUCGAUGGACGGACGGUGCUGCACAUUGCUGCGUGCGAAGGUCAUGUAGAUGUCGUCAGGCUGUUGCUCAGCUGGAGGGCGAACGUCGAUGCUAGAGAUCGAUGGGGAAGCACGGCUGCUGCAGAUGCUAAAUACUAUGGUCAUGAUGAAGUGUACAAUCUCUUGAAAUUUAGAGGUGCCAAAACACCGAAAAUUAGAAAAGCUCCGAUGACUGUGUUUGAUCCCAAAGAAGUUCCUGAGUAUGAGCUGAAUCCAGAAGAGCUUCAUUUCCGGCAUGGUGCUGAGCUUACUAAGGAAUCAUGUCAUGUUGCUAAGUGGAAUGGAACAAAGGUCACUGUUAAGAUGUUAGAGCAGGAUGCUUGUUCAGAUGCAGAAACAAUAAAUGGUUUCAAGAAUGAGCUGACCCUUAUGCUGAAGGCUCGACAUCCUAACUUGAUUCAGUUUGUUGGAGCUGUCACUCAAAAUAUACCCAUGAUGAUUGUUUCUGAAUACCUUCCCAAAGGCGACUUUGGAAGCUAUCUUAGAAAGAAAGGCCGUCUAAAGAUUAUCAAAGCUCUUCGGUUUGCACUAGACAUUGCUAGGGGCAUAAACUACCUUCAUGAGUGCAAACCAGAUCCAAUUAUUCAUUGCAACUUAACUUCAACAAAUAUUUUGCUAGAUGAUGGUGGUCAGUUGAAGGUGGCAAGCUUUGGCUUGAUUAAAAUGUUGAAAGUAACACCUGACAGAUACAAGUUAACUAAUCCAAUGACUCAUAUUGACAGUCAGUACAUAGCACCAGAGCUGUACAACAAUGAAACAUUUGAUAGAAGCGUUGAUGCAUUCUCCUUCAGUUUCAUUCUUUUUGAGAUGAUCGAAGGAAUUCCAGCUUUCCACUCCAAGGCUCCCAAAGAAGUCGCUAAAAUGAUUUGCGUAGAUAACUACAGACCAUCACCACUAAAGAUCAAAUCUAAGACUAAUCUGUCUGAUUUAUUUGAGCUAAUUGAAGAAUGCUGGGAUGUGCAACCAGCAAUCCGACCAAAAUUCUCAGAGAUUAUUCUGCGGCUCGAAAAGAUGUACGAGAAACUUGCAAAGAAGAGCAGAUGGAGAGAGAACUUCAAACUACCUUGGAAAUAAUCCAAGAAGGCUCCCACUACUGGCCCUUUGUAACUUGUAUGUCAUAUUUGCCUCUCUCUAUAUAUGAUUCUUAGUAAUAAAAGAUCAGUUUUCUUGGUAAAGAGCUGAGACUGAUUGUGAUCGGAAAAUCCGAAAAAGUACAAUAAACUUGUUACCAUUAAACUUUUAAGCUGUAAGGAAUUCAGCAAAAGGCUUUUGUUGGUA
Molecule: messenger RNA, 1896 nt
Organism: Zingiber officinale
Lineage: Eukaryota; Viridiplantae; Streptophyta; Magnoliopsida; Zingiberales; Zingiberaceae
Product: integrin-linked protein kinase 1-like
Exons: 12
Coding region: 277-1692 (471 amino acids)
Biological process (GO): protein phosphorylation
Molecular function (GO): ATP binding; protein binding; protein kinase activity
Source: RefSeq, a predicted model, not a curated record